AUGGCUUCGGCGUUAAGGGCGCCCUCAAAUUUUUCCAACAUGUCAAGUAUUCAGGAUUCUCUUGCAAAGCCUCAAUCUUUACCGAAACGUACUUCAGUUCAUUCAAUAGGUACCAGUUCCGUUCCAUCCACUGGUAUGACUUUACGUUCUGCCGCUCUUAAGAACAAAAGCGGAGGCGACAUGAAUUCAUCUAAUCAGCCUAACAAGAAAGGCAAUAUUUCUAAGCCUUCUACUGCUCGCUCCCUACAAAAGCCAGCGGUUAUCAGAACUAAAAGGACCGUCACAGAUUCUACAGCUGCAUCAGAAAGCCAAUCUCAAAAAUCUACCACUGCGAGCUCUACAUCUAAGGCUUUCGGCACACUAACGUCGAGUACGGCAAGUACUAGAGCAAUUCCGCCUAGCCCAAGUAAUCAAUCUCAGAAAUCUCUCAAAGAUCAUCUAGCUGAGAUCCGGGCAAAUGCUACCCCACGUAGGGCGUCGGAGGUAGCCUCUCCAGUAGCAACGCGCUUGCGAAAGAAUUCCAAACCUACUAUCACUACCUCCGUCACUUCAGCAACUGUCUCCCUUCGUCGUACUAACAGUCUAAUCCCCAAGACUAACGGUAGAUCAACAGCAUCCGCCGCUAAUUCUAUUAAUUCCGUGGCAUCUAAGUCACUCAUUGCAGAAAAGGAGGCUGAACUCACGGCGCUGAGACAACGUUACGAAGCCAAUGCUGCUCAGUGGAGUAAAGCUUUUGAUGCCUUCUGCAUAUUUUCACAGUGGAGCAUAAACAGGAAGGCUGAUCAAGUUGAGUGGACUUCUAAAAGACUGAAAGAGGCCGAAGAUAGUGUUACGGCUCUUUCAAAUGAAAAUACUCAAAUUAAGGCGGAUAUGGAACAACUUCUACAACAGCAUGCAAAAAGUCAAGCUGAGCAGUCCGAAGCCUGGGAAAAAGAGCGCUUAGCUCUCCGUUCUGAAAUGGAAGCUCAAAGAAUCAACCUCCAAACGGAAAAGAAAAAGGAAAUCGAAAAGAUUCAAUCACAACGCGAAGCGGAUAUUUCAGAGCUGCAGAAGGCGUACGAUGCACAACUUGCUGAAGAACGAAAAAUCUGGGCAACAAGGGUUGCUGAAUCUCAUAACAAGAUUUCAGCGCAGCUAGAUCAGCAGCAAAUUGAUCAUGAAACUCAAAUGGCAGACCUCAAGCGUCAAAACGCAGUUCGUGUUAAUGAACUGGAAAGUCGUCUGAAAUCAACUGAAUCAGAACUCCUAGGCAAUCUUGAACGUUUAACCACCGAGUGCAAUGAACUUCGAAAAGCCGCAGCAGAAGCUCGCGAGAGAAUCUCUCCAGAAUUUCAAACUGUACAAUUUCCUUCCUCUACCCAACCCGCCAUGUGCGACUUCUCUGUGCAGAUGCCCGCCUCGGCAGAGGAAGAUGAGGAAUUUCUUCUGGCUCUCCAGGCACAAAAUCGAGAAAACGGAGGGUUGCCUAAGCAGCCCUCCUCGGCUUUCAACUUCGAUGAUAUCCCCAUUUCAAUGACACGCUCUUGCUAUAUGCCACAGACGAAACCGCAGGUUCGAGCGUCGUUCUAUUCUCCGGGACCAACUCGACUCAAUAAACAGUCUCCUUUAAAUGCAACUAUGCCUUGCACGGACGAUUCCACUCUGCCGGAGGAAAUUGAAAGUCUUAAAACUGUUCUUGAACUCAAAUCUUCAGAAAAUGCUGACCUUCGGCAGAAGGUCAUGAGGCUGGAGGAACAACUAAUGAGUGCCAAAGACUUAACCAAAGAGAUUAAGGAGUUGCAAAAUAAGAAUGAAAACUUGGGAGCCCUACUGGAACUUCGUGCAGAAAGUCAAAAGCAACUCCAAGACAGAUAUCAAGGCGUGUUCCACAAUCUUGACAAGGAGAUAAAGGAGAAAAAGAAGUUAAAGAUGGAGUGUGAAUCACUUCGUUUCAAGCUACUCGAUGCUCAUCAUAGGAUUGAGCAGAUUAAUGCUGCAAAUGCAAGCGAAGAUGAAAGUGCUUCCAUGACUGAAUCACUUUAUAUGAACAGAUCUGUUUACUCUGAUGCUCGAGUUACUAGUAGCAAUUCAGCAAUUGGACGUGGAUCUCGACCGGUCUCUGAAACUCUUGAAUCUUCCAUAACUGAAGCAGAAGACCACUUUCCAGCAGGCUCCUUCAUCGCCUUGGACAGCCGACCUGCCACGAGUUCAAGACGGGUGCGUCGAGGCCUCAUGCACGAUCGGACCAAAAGACGUACACUGGCUACCGCAGAUGAACUUCAGCGUUGA
Messenger RNA from Rodentolepis nana, 2268 nucleotides. The record is from the annotation of a GenBank genome assembly. Lineage: Eukaryota; Metazoa; Platyhelminthes; Cestoda; Cyclophyllidea; Hymenolepididae.